Messenger RNA from Grosmannia clavigera kw1407, 1185 nucleotides. Its product is annotated as glycogen synthase kinase. Gene Ontology annotation, molecular function: ATP binding; protein serine/threonine/tyrosine kinase activity; protein serine/threonine kinase activity. The transcript is spliced from 6 exons. Lineage: Eukaryota; Fungi; Ascomycota; Sordariomycetes; Ophiostomatales; Ophiostomataceae. Bases 1 to 1185 code for a protein of 394 amino acids. Gene Ontology annotation, biological process: protein phosphorylation; signal transduction. The record is from RefSeq and is a predicted model, not a curated record. Gene Ontology annotation, cellular component: cytoplasm.
AUGGCGCAAACCCGGCCAACGGCGUUCAGCAACAUGCGGAUGGGGGAGGUCGUCCACGAAAAGGUUCAGGAUGGAGUGACCGGAGAAACAAGGGAUUUGCAAUACACCCAAUGCAAGAUUGUAGGCAAUGGUUCCUUUGGCGUCGUCUUUCAGACGAAAUUGUCGCCUUCCAACGAGGAUGCUGCCAUUAAGCGCGUCCUCCAAGACAAGAGAUUCAAGAACCGUGAGCUGCAAAUUAUGAGGAUUGUACGGCACCCAAACAUCGUGCAACUAAAGGCCUUUUACUACUCAAACGGCGAACGUAAAGACGAAGUCUACCUUAACCUGGUGCAGGAAUUUGUGCCAGAAACUGUGUACCGAGCCUCUCGUUUUUUCAACAAGAUGAAGACGACCAUGCCCUUGCUGGAAGUAAAGCUCUACAUCUACCAGCUAUUUCGCGCCCUAGCCUAUAUCCAUUCGCAAGGCAUCUGCCACCGUGACAUCAAGCCACAAAACCUCCUUCUUGACCCGACUACGGGCAUUCUUAAGCUGUGCGAUUUUGGCAGCGCCAAGAUACUCGUCGAGAACGAGCCCAAUGUGUCGUACAUCUGCUCCCGGUAUUACCGGGCACCUGAGCUGAUAUUCGGUGCAACAAAUUACACCACGAAAAUCGACGUCUGGUCGACCGGUUGUGUUAUGGCAGAACUUAUGCUGGGACAGCCCCUGUUUCCUGGAGAAUCCGGCAUUGACCAAUUGGUUGAGAUCAUCAAGAUUCUGGGAACACCUACGCGCGAGCAGAUCCGGACCAUGAACCCGAACUAUAUGGAGCACAAGUUCCCCCAGAUCAAACCGCAUCCUUUCAACAAGGUGUUCCGGAAGGCCGACGCCAAUGCGCUUGACCUGAUUGCUCGCCUUCUUGAAUACACGCCGACGGAGCGCCUCGCUGCUGUCGAUGCCAUGGUCCACCCGUUCUUCGACGAACUUCGUGACCCGAACACGAAGCUGCCCGACUCCAGACACCAGACAGGCACCCUCCGCGACCUGCCGCCUCUAUUCAACUUCUCUCGCCACGAGUUAUCUAUCGCACCAAAUCUCAACCAGAAGCUGGUCCCCCCACACAUGCGACCUGUUCUGCAGGCGCAAGGACUAGAUAUCGACAACUUUAAGCCCAUGGCGAAGCAGGAGAUGAUUGCUAAGCUCGACUGA